Molecule: messenger RNA, 1209 nt
Organism: Sus scrofa (pig)
Lineage: Eukaryota; Metazoa; Chordata; Mammalia; Artiodactyla; Suidae
Gene: CASP1
Product: caspase 1
Biological process (GO): regulation of inflammatory response; proteolysis; regulation of apoptotic process
Cellular component (GO): IPAF inflammasome complex; AIM2 inflammasome complex; NLRP3 inflammasome complex
Molecular function (GO): cysteine-type endopeptidase activity; caspase binding
Source: RefSeq, marked provisional
GACAAGAUCCUGAAGGAGAAGAGGAGGCUGUUUGUCCGUUCAGUGGCCAUGGGUACGAUCAAUGGCCUCUUGGAUGAACUAUUAGAGACCAGAGUCCUGAACCAGGAGGAGGUGGAGAUAGUAAGAGGUGAAAACGCUACAGUUAUGGAUAAGGCCCGAGCUUUGAUUGACUCUGUUAUUCGGAAAGGGCCCCAGGCAUGCCAAAUUUGCAUCAAUCAUAUUUGUGGAGACGACCCCCACCUUGCAGGAGUCCUCGAACUCUCCACAGGUUCACAAUCUGGAAAAUGCCUUACUGUACAAGAAUCCCAGGCGGUGGUUCCUCCUUUCCCAGCCCCUCAGACAGUACAAGACAACCCAGUUAAGCCUGCAUCUUCAGAGCCAAGAGGGAGCCUCAAGCUUUGCCCCCCAGACAUAGCCCAAAGGCUAUGGAAAGAAAAGUCAGCAGAGAUUUACCCAAUAAUGGAAAAAUCAAUUCGCACACGCCUUGCCCUCAUAAUCUGCAACACAGAGUUUGAAAAUCUUCCCAGGAGAGAUGGUGCUGAUGUUGAUAUUAGAGACAUGAAGAUACUACUAGAAGAUUUGGGUUACAGUGUGGAUGUUAGAGAAAAUCUCACCGCUUCGGACAUGGCUAUAGAGCUGAAGGCAUUUGCUGCCCGCCCAGAGCACAAGUCCUCUGAUAGUACUUUUCUGGUGCUCAUGUCUCAUGGAAUCCAGGCUGGCAUUUGUGGGAAGAAAUACUCCGAAGAAGUCCCAGAUGUAUUAGAAGUCAACACCGUCUUUCAGAUUUUGAACACCUUGAACUGUCCAAGUUUGAAGGACAAACCCAAGGUGAUCAUUAUCCAGGCUUGCCGUGGUGAGAAGCAAGGGGUCGUAUGGAUAAAAGAUUCAGUAGGACCUUCUGGAAAUUCCUCCUUACUGGCUGCAGAAGAUUUUGAGUAUGAUGCCAUUAAGAAAGCCCACAUAGAAAAAGAUUUUAUUGCUUUCUGUUCUUCAACACCAGAUAAUGUUUCUUGGCGACAUCCCUUAUUGGGCUCUCUUUUUAUUAUUAAACUCAUCAAAAUUUUGCAAGAACAUGCCUGGUCCUGUGACCUGGAGGAAAUUUUUCGAAAGGUUCGAUUUUCAUUUGAGCUGGCAGAUGGUAGGGCGCAGAUGCCCACUGCCGAAAGAGUGACUUUGACUAGAUCUUUCUACCUCUUUCCAGGAUAUUAA